Messenger RNA from Rotaria sp. Silwood2, 1854 nucleotides. Lineage: Eukaryota; Metazoa; Rotifera; Eurotatoria; Philodinida; Philodinidae. The record is from the annotation of a GenBank genome assembly.
AUGGAUGCUUCCGCAUUACUUCUUCUUAAACAAUUACGUGAAUUAAGUCGUCAUCCUGUCGAAGGUAUUAGUGCAGGUCUUAUCGAUGAAUCAAAUCCAUAUGCAUGGAAUGUUAUUUUGGUUGGGCCAUCUGAUACUUUUUAUGAAGGAGGAUUUUUUAAAGCACGUUUGGAUUUUCCAAAAGAAUAUCCAAUUAAACCACCGAAAAUGAAAUUUAUUUCGGAAAUUUGGCAUCCGAAUAUUGAGAAAAAUGGCGAUGUAUGCAUAUCAAUUCUUCAUGAACCUGGUGUUGAUCAAUUUGGUUAUGAAAACCCUUCGGAACGUUGGUCGCCUGUUCAAUCAGUUGGUUUUCAUAAUAAAAGAAACGAUGGGGUAUGGGCUGAAGAAGGCGAAGAAAUUGAAGCAGGUUUAAUUGAUGUACAAACAGAUAAAUUUCAACGAGGUGUAAUAUUUUGGGGUGCAAUAUCAUCGCAAGGUCUUAUUCCUUCACAUGGUCCAAAUAAUGUUAGUGAUUGGUUAGAACAGCAACGUCCUUUAAACAGUGACAGACGAAAACGAGUGUACUUAACAAACCAAUUAUAUGAGAAAUUCUUAAAACAGAAAGCAGCUCCAGCAAUUAAAAAAGCAUUUCGAAAACCUAAACUAGAUCCAAUUUUUCAGGAUGAUCAAGAUCGAAAACACCGAACUUCAUUAGUAAGAAAUACAGUUGCACAAUUAUUUAAUGAACGUAUAGAACCAGCAGAUGGUGAUACUAAAUUUGCUGAUGUAUGGAGAAUUGAAAAUAUUUGGGGUGUAUUGAGGGAAAAGUUCGUGGCAACUACAAAACAUUAUAAUGGUGAACAUAAACGUAAAAAACGUCGUCCAAUCAAUGCACCGUUCAAUAUUCAAAUUCCAUCAUCACUUCGAGAUGCACAGGAAUGCACCUUUUCAAUUGAAAACCUUGCAUGUUUGGAAAAUGGCAAUGAUGCACGUGAUAUUGCUCUUGGAUUUUUACAUGAUCAUGAAGUAUUUGCAUCGCUUUGGAACUCGGAUAAAAUUCGUCCAGAUACACGACGUUUAAUGCGUAAACUCGUACAAAUACAAACAAUUAAUGCUGUAUGCAAUGCUUUUUAUCGACUUCCUGAUGGUACGAAAAUAGAUUUGGACAAUAAUAAAAUGGUUUAUGCUGCUCAAAAUACAAGACAAUAUGCCAAUGAUCACAAGUAUGAUUUCACUCUCCAAGAACGUUCUUAUGAAGAAUUGUCUGAAAUACUUGUUGUUGAUGGUGAUUGUCAUGACAUGGUUCUAUGUUUUAAAAAUAAAUAUCCAAAAUGUAAUCCAGUUGUACUUAAUAUGGCUUCGGCAAAUAAUCCUGGAGGUGCUUCGAGAAAUGGUGCUGGAGCACAAGAAGAAAAUCUUCAUCGUCAUACAAAUAUGUUUCAAUGUCUCCAAGAUCCUUACCGUGAAUUAGAAGGUCAUCGACAUUGGAAAUAUCCUAUACCUGAAUUCAGUGGUAUUUAUUCUCCUGAUGUUAAUGUUUUUCGUGGUUCAGAAUCUGAUGGUUAUCAGUUUUUUCCUGAUGGUCCAAAAUAUAUUUCGUUCAUUGCUUGUGCUUCUUGUGCUCAUCCACCAAUUGAGAUGCAAGAAAAUGGAGAAUUUAAACUUAGUGGUAAUAAAUUAAUAGAAGAUACAAAAAAGAAAAUAGAAACUAUUUUUAAAAUUGCACUUGAAAAUAAACAUUAUAUUGUCAUAUUAUCAGCAUUGGGAUGUGGUGCUUUUAAAAAUCCUCCUCGACAUAUUGCACAAUUAUUUAAAGAAGUCAUAUCAACAAAAUAUUCGAAAUCAUUUAAAUACAUCGUUUUUUGCUAUAAUUAA